Aspergillus thermomutatus is the source of this 714-nucleotide messenger RNA. RefSeq names its product alpha/beta hydrolase. Gene Ontology annotation, molecular function: carboxylic ester hydrolase activity. The transcript has 3 exons. Bases 1 to 714 code for a protein of 237 amino acids. The record is from RefSeq and is a predicted model, not a curated record. Lineage: Eukaryota; Fungi; Ascomycota; Eurotiomycetes; Eurotiales; Aspergillaceae.
AUGGGCGCACCCUGGCAGCCACCACCAGUGGCAGCGGAACUAACCCUGCCAGCGUCCGUCGAGACCUGCCAGAAAUACCCCUGUAUCAUAUUCAUCGGCGGCUCCGGCCCCAUCGACAAAGACUCUACCAUUGGCGCCCUGAAACCAUUCAAGGACAUAGCUCUUGGUCUCGCCAAUCGGGGUAUUGCAUCCUGUCGGUUCGACAAGUUUGCGUUCACCAUUGCUGGGAGAUUCCUCACCCGCAACACAACAACCACGCUUACAGAUGAAUACGUCUAUCAUGCCAGGCAUACCAUACGCAAGGUCAGUCAACACCCUAAUAUCGACCACGACAGGAUAUUCCUCCUGGGCCAUAGUUUGGGUGGGUUGAUCGCUGCUCGCCUUGCGGUGGCUGAGCCUGGGCCCUCAGUAGCAGGCUGUGUCCUUAUGGCGUGUCCCGCGCAACCGAUAUACCGGUGUGCUAUUCGACAACUGCGGUAUUUCAAGAGUCUUGACGAGUCUGAUGGGCUGCCCUCAGGCGAUGAACCAAGUAAUAUUAAUAUGAUUGAGACGCUGAAAAAGCAAGCGGAGCUUGCAGAUGGUCCGACGAUGACCCCAUCAACGCCAGCCAGCCAACUACCGAGAUCCGAAUGCCCUGUCUUGGUCCUGCAGGGUGCACGGGAUUAUCAGGUUACUGUCAACGAGGACUGUGCGGCGUUCUAUGCAAAGUUCUAG